Molecule: messenger RNA, 1226 nt
Organism: Phascolarctos cinereus (koala)
Lineage: Eukaryota; Metazoa; Chordata; Mammalia; Diprotodontia; Phascolarctidae
Gene: ZNHIT1
Product: zinc finger HIT-type containing 1
Biological process (GO): chromatin remodeling
Source: RefSeq, a predicted model, not a curated record
GGAAGUAGCUGGGAUCUCAGCGCAGCGGCGCUUCCGGGCGAGAGUCCGCGCCUGCGCCGCCGCUGUCGGCGGGCUGCAUCGGCCAGGAUGGUGGAGAAGAAGACUUCGGUGCGGUCCCAGGACCCCGGGCAGCGACGCGUGCUGGACCGGGCGGCCCGGCAGCGCCGGAUCAACAGGCAGCUGGAGGCCCUGGAGAACGACAACUUCCAGGACGACCCCCACGCCGGCCUUCCCCAGCUGGGCAAGAGGCUGCCGCAGUUCGACGAUGAUGCCGACACCGGAAAGAAGAAGAAGAAAACUAGAGGUGAUCAUUUUAAACUGCGUUUUCGAAAGAACUUCCAGGCCCUUCUGGAAGAGCAGAAUUUAAGUGUGACUGAGGGCCCUAACUAUCUCACAGCCUGUGCAGGGCCCCCGACCCGGCCCCAGCGCCCCUUCUGUGCAGUGUGUGGUUUCCCUUCUCCUUAUACUUGUGUCAGCUGUGGGGCUAGAUACUGUACUGUCCGCUGCCUUGGCACACACCAAGAGACUCGGUGUUUGAAGUGGACAGUAUAAGUCUGGGAGCUUUCCCCAAGGAAAGAAAACCCUGCCUUGCUCUCUCCCAGAGAGAAAAGAUGAAACUGUUGGAACCUUACAGCUUCCUAGACAGGACUAUUCCUCAGUCUCUGUUUCUUUUCUUUCUUUUUUUUUCUUUUUUAAUUUUGUCAUUCUGUACUCCACAAAUAUCAUCAAAAUCACCAUUUCCAAAUACACAGAAGUCACAAAAUAUGAUUAUGCACAAAAUUCUUAUAUACAUCUUGCAUUCUUUAAGGAUAUAAUAAAUGCAAUGUGUUAAUUUUAGAGCUAUCCUGCUUGUCUCUCCUUCUGAACCCUCUUCUCUUCUAUGCAUUUUUAAAAUGCUGUAGUGACUCUUUAUUUUUUGGCAUAUCUACUGCUAGUUCUCUUCUCCCUUCUAAAUCCCUCACAUUAAAAAAAAAAGCAACCUCCUGUAAUAAAUAAGCAUAAUCAAGCAAAACAGCUCCUUACCUUUGCUGUGUCUGAAAAGGUAUAUCUCUUAAUCCUGUUUCUUUUCCAACAAGGAAGAUAAGAACUGGGAAAAUGAGAGCCCCUUUUCUAAGUCCCCCAGUGUUUCAGUUUAGAUGGGGGAGGUGGUAUGGAACUAAAUCUGCAAAACACUGCAGUCUGAUAUGUGUGUCUGUAAUAAAGCCAUAAGAAAAAGUUUCACCAUA